This is a messenger RNA of Pocillopora verrucosa, 1471 nucleotides long. RefSeq lists its product as uncharacterized. The record is from RefSeq and is a predicted model, not a curated record. NCBI's taxonomy places the organism in Eukaryota, Metazoa, Cnidaria, Anthozoa, Scleractinia, Pocilloporidae.
AUGGAAAACGAAGCCAGCGGUUUGACAGACUCCUUCGUGGCCAGACACACUAUAGACCCUAUCUUACGCUCGGAUCUGCUUUCUCGUAAUCAAAAUGGCUCACGCCCUGACCAAGGCACAUGGAUGGGGGCAGAGAUUGCUGGGUCAAACAACAUUGCUAUCGACUCGUCUGCAGCUGGUUCGUAUUCGAGGAACAUAAGACCUUGCAAUGUUGAGUCUUUAGAGUCCACGAACAACAGUCCUUUUGCGUUGGUGCAAGGAGUAGCCAGAGCAACGGUCCAAAUGAACAGGGGAAUGCGGUUUAGAGAACAGCGUGAAUUGGAGCGGGAACAACUUCAAAGGGACCAGGAAAGAAGGGAAAGAGAGAUUAGAAUGAGGCAAAAUAGAGAAGUGAUAGAAAGGGAGAGAAGGGAAAUGAGAAGAUCUAGUGGAUGGAGAGAAUGGCAAGAGGCAAUUCCUGGGCCUUGGUGCUCAUGCCACCUUGAAGAGUUUGUAGGAGACACCAUAUGCAGAAGAUGUGACAGACAGAGAUACUUAGAAAGAAACAGUGUUGUUACCAAUGCAAUAGAAAAUUUGGAUCAACGUUUUGGUCGAUCUGGUGACUCAGUGACGAACAGAAGCUAUGGCAGCUCUUUGCUUGAAUUGGAACAACGCGUGGAAGAAGCGUGCGCUUUGGUGGAAAGAGUGUUGAGGGAGAGAGAAAGUGCAGAGUUUGGCCGGGAAAUUGAAAGAAAAGAGCAUGAAAUACGAACAGAAAGAGCACGGAAGAAGAGAGGAAGGGAGGCAAGACAGCUCCCCGGAGUUAGCAUGUGGCCUCAGCAGCCAUUUCAUGCACUUCUGUGUAACUUUAGCGAGCAGUGUGAGGAGAAUCUAAGAGGCGAAGGUUCUGGAAGACAGAGAAUUGUAAUGGAUCACCCUCUGAAUCACGACAUCUCCAAAUGUGAUGUUUGUCUGAACAAACGGCUUCAAGGAAAACCCAAAUGCAUUCCACAGUCGGGACAAGAUGAAUGUUGCAUCUGUUUGGAGGACGCCCUCAGUGGUUAUCAGAUCCUGCCAUGCUCACACAGGGUUCACAGAGAGUGUGCUAUUGCAAUGAUACAGAAUGGCGUCCGCUGCUGCCCCAUUUGCCGUCAUCAACAUCUUGGUCUGACGUAAUGCACCAGGCACACAGAAUGGAUAUUGUUUUGAAAUGACAAUCGAUUAUCUCAUUUAUGGUUUCAAAACUUAAAAGUUUUGAAACUUUUUAAAAGCUUAAGUAGAGUGUCUCAAUGGGAAUAACCAUUUGUCGCAAAAGGGCCAAAGCAUUUAGCUAUUCGGUGUAAACAUUUUGAAAUGUGUCAAAAUCUUAGACUGUUUAGUGUCUUAUCUGCUAACGCAGUAACGAAGUUACACAAUCUAUUCUAGUAUCAGUAACAGAGAUAGUUGGCUCCCGUCUCGCUGAGUUGCAUUCUGCGAACCGGAAGUGUCAGCU